UCGUCAAUUCUGAAAAAAUUAGACACGCGAAAAUACAAAGAUUUUUUUGUAUUGGAUUUUUAAUUUGCAUUCACUAAUUGCUUCUGGAAGCUUGAAUACUAUUAAAAACUAAUAAGUUUCGUUUUAAAUUGUGUGCAAUUUUUAUUCAGUCCUACAUACUUUUAACUCGAUAAUUGCGACGGUAUAGGCGGAAAUGGACAUAUCUGCAUAUCAACACUUGAAUAUCCGUAUGAGUACACGUGGCAAGCGCCCGCUUCGAAAUCUAACUCCUAAUGACAAAGUUCGAGCUAUUCAACGCAUUCAUAACGGCGAGACGAAAGCAUCCGUUUCGCGCGACAUUGGUGUACCAGAGUCAACCCUUCGUGGUUGGUGUAAAAAUGAGCAAAAAUUACGCUUUAUGUGUCGUCAAAUGACUGCAAUUGAAAACCUACCAAAUUCUGGGCUGGAGAAUUUCCAGCCAGCUGCGAAAAGAAAUAAGUUUGAACAAAAUUUCAUCAUUAAUGCUAAUAGCAAUCACGAUGGGCCAAUGCUUGGGGAAAUGACAAUAACUGAGUUUAUGAAGAAAACUCGACUGCCAACCGCGGAGUCACAAACUAAACGAACUUCGGUGACAGGAGACAUAACAUCUUCUUUUGGUGCUUCACCAUGCUCUUUAAGCAGAGCUUUUUCAUUAAUACCUUCAUCGGCAAACUAUAAUCAAUCCAGUUUUAUGCAUAAUGAUUUGAAUUGUGUGUCUUCAUUAAAUCCAAGUCUAUUGUCAAUGUUAGAUGUAAAUUCUUAUAAAUGGACGAGUCAAAAAAAAAUCAAUCGUGUUGCAGAAACCAGUCAACUGCACGAUACACAACGUGCCACAUAUUCCAUGGAUCAAAAUUUUGACAAAACGCCAAACACGGAGUCAAUUUUUAAUAAAAAAUUUAGUGCAGUUUUGCAUCAUCGAACUAAAAAUUCUCCAGAACAUAUUAAUACUGAGUCUAGUUACACAAGUGGUCACAAAAUGGAGGUAAAUGGACGCAACAUAUUGGACUUUAACUGUGGAGGUGAUAUUAAUAACAAUUUCGCAAAACUAGGGCAAGACGCGUAUAUUGAAAGUUUAAAUAAGAAUAUUUGUGUAGAAAACAAUGCCAUGAAUAAUGAUAUUUAUCGCACCACUGAAACAACAUUGCUUCAGUGGUGUAAAAUGUUUAAUGCAAGUUUGAAUUUAUUAGCUUUGAUGGCAAGUACUGCGACAUUGCAAACUCCAGUUAUUUAUUUGCAAGGCACUCCUGACGAUACAUCGAAUAUAAAACUGGAAAAACAAGGCGAUGCAGAAGCCUCAACAUCAGCUUUUGGAUUAAGAACAUCUCCUAUUCAAAAUGAAAUGUCGAAUGAUAGUUAUUAUGAAAGUGAACCGGAAGACCUUUCCAUACGCUCAGCAGAGUUUAAAAUAUCUACGUCCAUAAAUAAACGGUCCCAAAGUCCAGCUAAAAGUACCGCAUCUAGUUCUUCCACACAAAGUGAUGCUGAUGCAUAAUCUUAAUACAUUUUAUUAUAAGAAUUUUAAUGAUUGUACUUUUUCAAUCAUCCUAGUUGCUAUUACAUCGAUAUUUGAAUCAUUUGUUAAAUAGUUCCACCUGCGCAAACAAGUAGAUACAAUUGAUGUAAAUUUUUUGGCGGGCAAUCAGUCAAAAUAAAGGGCACUUUUAAGUUAGUUGUAGCGUUUUUUAACUUGAAUAAAUUAAAUAAAUAAAU
Messenger RNA from Anastrepha ludens (Mexican fruit fly), 1728 nucleotides. RefSeq names its product protein distal antenna-related. Gene Ontology annotation, molecular function: DNA binding. The transcript has 3 exons. The coding region runs from base 194 to 1510 and encodes 438 amino acids. The record is from RefSeq and is a predicted model, not a curated record. Lineage: Eukaryota; Metazoa; Arthropoda; Insecta; Diptera; Tephritidae.